Brassica napus (rape) is the source of this 4217-nucleotide messenger RNA. Its product is annotated as cytokinin dehydrogenase 1-like. Lineage: Eukaryota; Viridiplantae; Streptophyta; Magnoliopsida; Brassicales; Brassicaceae. The transcript has 5 exons. The record is from RefSeq and is a predicted model, not a curated record. Gene Ontology annotation, molecular function: cytokinin dehydrogenase activity; FAD binding. Gene Ontology annotation, biological process: cytokinin metabolic process. Bases 2278 to 3915 code for a protein of 545 amino acids.
UUGGUAUAAACAGGGGGGGCAUAAUUGAAAUUAUUCUAUGUUUUACAUAGAAUUUUGAAAAAAGUAUUGGGGGCAGUUGCCUCCUCUUAGGUAACGUGGGGGAGCCACUGGUUGGAGGUAAUCUCGCCCAAAUCAAAGAAAUGUGCCCGAUGCACAAGUCCUAGGCCCGCUUCGAUUAAAGGCAAAUCCCUUGAAGCGUACAAUAGUGAUGUAGGCGCGAGGCUGACACGAGCAAGACCACUGGCGCAGAGGCAUAUCUGAUAACCAACAAAGUAGGAAUGAUAUAGUCUUCAAGCAUUGAAUAUCUUUGGGACGGGUCCUCAUCGAAUAUAUGAUCUUACGGAAUCAGAAAUAAAUAUAUGACGUCAUCAACAAGGAAGACAAAUUGUCUUCUCGUCGUAUUUGGAGUGUCAUUUCAUUUAUAAAAGGAAGCCUCAUUCAACGAUGCGAGAAUCCAGCUUAGAGAGAGAUUCUAUAAAGAUAAAAACUCAAAUUCAAAAUUCUCCUAUAGUCUUUAUAUUUUGAGUCUGAUUCGUUAGCGAGCGAGCUACAUUGUUAACCUUCUUUCAUUUAUGUAAUCAAACCGAUUUAUUUUUUUUUUUUUUUUGAUUAACCUGGGUAUCCCAACCGAUUUACUUCUGAUAAACAAGAUUUCUUACAUAGUUUGUUUCUAAUUAACUCAUUAAACACUUAGAAGAAUUCUUCUUCAGCAGUUUCUUUUGUAUAAUUGUCCACUACAUAGACCAAUGUAUUGUGAGCUAUGCAAAAAAAAGGGGGGUGAAUUAGCCAAUGCCCCCAAUAAUUGGGACAGUGUAAUCAUGAAUAUAUAAAAGAAUAUAAUAAAGCAAAUAGAAUGUAACACUGCUCCAUGAAGAAAAAAAGAGAUUCAAAAAGGAAUAAUAAUGCUUAGACCACUGGUUUUAAUUGCACACAAGUCACAUAAGACAGAUACACGACGAAGGGUAGUUAUUCACUGCAAAUCUAUUGACAUAAUUGGCUACUGUAACCUUUUUGUUUCAUAGACUCGUUGAGUCAUUAUAUCCUACGACUAUAUUUGUUUGAUGCCACUUGAUAUUACUAUAAAGAAAGUUAAGAAGAUGAACCUAUCAGUGUACAACACUCCUGUUCAAAUGAACAAACAAAAUCAAUUAAUAAAUUUAUUCGCGGUGCCUCCUUUGUUCAAACUGUCACUCGACUACCCACAUUACAGUAUUGUUCAGCCUUUGCCUCCGACUGUGUAUGCAAGGCCCCUACAUUAUUCAAUCACACAACAAAAAGAACAUGACGCAUACGAUUUGAAGACACAACACAUACCCACAAAGUCAACACUAUACAUAUCUUUGUUGCAAGUACCACACUAGUAUUGGUUUUUCAACUUAUCUCUAUAAACCAUCCUUUUUAAUAUGAUAACUUUGAGUAAAGAGCACAUAUCACAACUACGAUUUAAUUACUCUUGAAGAAAAAUCAUGACAAGGCCUUACUUGGUAUGUGAGGACCACCAUUAACAACAGAAGACUAGAGUCUUUUAUAUGCCCACUUCAAUAUGUCAUGCUGAAACUUAUGGCAAGAGAAGGUACACAUGAAAUGCACCAUGGAAACAUUGAUAUGCAACAAGAUUAUUAUUUUCUACUAAUAAUCUGUAACAAAAAAUUCUUGGUUACAUAAUGUGUUUCAAACAGCUCUGCUGCAUCCAUCCUGAAAGGAAUGGUAGCCAAUGUUGAUGUUUGGUCCUAAGGGGUAACUUAGUUCCAAACUUAAUAGUCAAACACAAAAACUGCAAGAGCUGACAAGAUAAACUGAUGCAAAAAUGGUCCAAUAUGCAUGAUCCAAUGAGGUCACUAGAGUGAGUGUAGAGGGAGGUGGGCAAGAUUCUCUUCCCACAAACUGAGCUCAAGUACCAUGAGAGACCCAAGUAGGGGCCCUACUGUACAUGCUCUGACACUAAGUGUAGCCAAGAGACGAAGUAAAAUAACAAGAAGAAAAAACUAUGCAGUAAAACAAAAUAUAUUUUAGUAACUUUCAUAUAUAAAGUAUGCAACACAAAAUAAAACGUCAUAAAGAUGUCUUAAUUAAGAGAAAGAGACAAAAAGUAAUGGCAUUAUACAGCUAUAUAGUGAACAUGUACAAGUAUAUGACUGUACCGCCCAAAACUUUCCUUUAAAUUCUCUUCUCUACUCUCUCUUUUUUUCUUGAGAGUUCUCUAAACCUCAAGUUUACCUCUACUCCUCCAUAUCAUCCUCCCUAUCAGUCUUUUCAGUUAUUCUCAAUAAAUUAAAAAUGGGAUUGACCUCAUCCUUAAGAAGAAAUAACAAGAGUUUCCUCAGAAUCUUCAUGAUCUUGGUUCUAAGCUGUAUACCAGGUAGAACCAAUCUUUGUUCCAAUCAUUCUGUUACCACCCCAAUAGAUUUACCUCCAGAUAUUCGUUCCUCAUUAGACUCACUAGAUUUGGAGGGCUACAUAAGCUUCAAUGAUGUCCACAACGCGUCCAAGGACUUUGGCAACAGAUACCAGUUACCACCUCUGGCAAUUCUCCAUCCAAGGUCAGUUUCUGAUAUCUCAACAAUGGUGAGGCAUAUUGUACAUCUUGGCUCCACCUCAAAUCUUACAGUAGCAGCCAGAGGCCAUGGUCACUCGCUUCAAGGACAAUCUUUAGCUCAUCAAGGUGUUGUCAUCAACAUGGAGUCACUUAGAAGUCCUGAUAUCAAGAUUCACAAGGGGAAACAGCCGUAUGUUGAUGUCUCAGGUGGUGAAUCAUGGAUCAAUAUUCUAAGGGAGACACUAAAAUACGGUCUUUCACCAAAGUCAUGGACUGACUACCUUCAUCUCACUGUUGGAGGUACUCUAUCUAACGCUGGAAUCAGUGGUCAAGCCUUCAAGUAUGGACCCCAAAUCAACAACGUUUACCAGCUAGAAAUCAUCACAGGGAAAGGAGAAGUCAUGACAUGUUCUGAGAAGCAAAACUCUGAACUUUUCUACAGUGUUCUUGGAGGGCUUGGACAGUUUGGCAUAAUCACCAGGGCAAGGAUAGCUCUUGGACCAGCACCACAUAUGGUGAAAUGGAUCAGGGUACUCUACUCAGACUUCUCUGCGUUUUCAAGGGACCAAGAACAUUUGAUUACCAAGAAGAAUGGUUUCGACUAUGUUGAAGGGUUUGUGACAGUGAAUCGAACUGACCUCCUCGAUAACUGGAGGUCAUCAUUUAGUCCCAAUGAUUCCAUAGGAGCAAGCCAGUUCAAGUCAGAAGGGAAAACUCUGUACUGUCUAGAAGUUGUGAAAUAUUUCAAGUUAGAAGAAGCUAACUCUACUAAUCUGGAAGUGGAGAAGUUACUUUCAGAGCUGAGUUAUAUUCCAUCUACUUUGUUCUCAUCUGAAGUGACAUACAUUGAAUUUCUGGACCGUGUGCAUAUCGCCGAGAUAAAACUUAGAGCAAAGGGGUUAUGGGAGGUUCCGCAUCCCUGGCUGAAUCUCCUGAUUCCCAAGAGCAGCAUUUUUGAAUUUGCCACAGAAGUUUUCAACAACAUUCUCACAAGCAACAACAACGGUCCUAUCCUUAUCUAUCCAGUCAAUCAAUCUAAAUGGAACAAACAUUUAUCUUUGAUCACUCCAGAUGAAGAUAUCUUCUACCUCGUGGCCUUUCUACCCUCUGCAGUGCCAAAUCCUAACUCAGGGACAAGUAACUUAGAGUACCUUUUGAGACAAAACCAAAGAGUGCUUAACUUCUGCGCAGCAGCAAACAUCAACGUGAAGCAGUACUUGCCCCAUUACGAGACUCAAAGAGAGUGGAGAUCACACUUUGGAAACAGAUGGGAAACGUUUGCAAAGAGGAAACAUACGUAUGACCCUCUGGCAAUUCUAGCACCUGGUCACAGAAUUUUCCAAAAGGCAACACAGUUAUCUCCCAUCCAACUUCUCUAAGCCAAAAAAGGCAACGUGAUGUAUACAGUCCUCAAAGGCACCACUAGAGCUAUCAUGCAGCCGCCACCAACCUGUAAAUCACAAACGUAAAAGUUUCCAGUGGUCAUUCUAAACGGCUCAGCUAGACAGCAAGAGAGUGAUAAAUUCUUAUUUUUUGUUUCUUUCUUUUGUAAAGCAAUCAGCUAGGUAUGAUGCUCUAGUAACUAAGUAGGGUUAUACAUAUCUAUCUCUGUUUUGUGCCAUUUUAAAUGAGGAAGGCUAUGUAUGAUGUUCGACUCUUAUAAUAGUCCAAUAUCAUGGAA